This is a messenger RNA of Xylaria bambusicola, 348 nucleotides long. RefSeq names its product transcription initiation factor iia small chain. The transcript has 3 exons. Gene Ontology annotation, cellular component: transcription factor TFIIA complex. The record is from RefSeq and is a predicted model, not a curated record. NCBI's taxonomy places the organism in Eukaryota, Fungi, Ascomycota, Sordariomycetes, Xylariales, Xylariaceae. Gene Ontology annotation, molecular function: RNA polymerase II general transcription initiation factor activity; TBP-class protein binding. Gene Ontology annotation, biological process: RNA polymerase II preinitiation complex assembly; transcription initiation at RNA polymerase II promoter. The coding region runs from base 1 to 348 and encodes 115 amino acids.
AUGGCGACCGGGGCACAGAACUUCUAUGAGCUGUAUCGCCGAAGCAGCAUCGGCGGUGCGCUCACGGAUACCCUCGAUGAUCUCAUCACCCAGAACAACAUCGACCCGCAGCUCGCCAUGAAGGUUCUGGCCAACUUUGACCGCGCUAUAACAGAGGUCUUGCAGGAUAAAGUUCGGUCCCGGUUAACUUUCAAGGGUAGUCUCGACACCUACCGUUUCUGCGACGAAGUCUGGACCUUUCAACUCAAGAACGUCACCUUCAAGAUGGAGAAUGGCGGCCAGGUCGUGACUGCCGAUCGAGUUAAGAUCGUAUCCUGCACCGCCAAGCCUACGAAUACGACCGCAUAG